This is a messenger RNA of Chiloscyllium plagiosum (whitespotted bambooshark), 3922 nucleotides long. It is a transcript of the gene zswim2, whose product is annotated as zinc finger, SWIM-type containing 2. The record is from RefSeq and is a predicted model, not a curated record. Gene Ontology annotation, molecular function: ubiquitin protein ligase activity; zinc ion binding. Lineage: Eukaryota; Metazoa; Chordata; Chondrichthyes; Orectolobiformes; Hemiscylliidae.
CUAUUUCGACGAAAUUGAGAAACUCCUUGCGCUGCAUUUCAAAGAGCCACGUGUAGGUGCAGGAACCAGUCCCUGCGCCGCUCACCGGGAAACCCCGCCCCCAGUGACCUUUCACCCGGCUGCACAGGGCUGACGGGAAGCCCCGCGGCGUCCUGUUUCCAUGGUGACGCGGCUCGAGAACCUCCGCCGCCCGUUUUCAGCAUCGAGGACCCAGUGGCCGCACUCUCCCAGUGCAACAAACCAAGAAUACUAUAUGGCAGGAAAAAUGAACGAACAACCAUGAAGAAGUCUCUGCCAUUACCAGAAAGCAAAUCUCAAGCCCCAUUGAGGAAGAAACGUGGCUAAAUUGCCAUCAAAGAAUUACAAGCUAUCACACUGCAUCUAGUCUUGCUGUGAAGUUGUGCAGUGAGCAGCAGGAGACAGAGCAGAGGUGACUUUGGAGACCAGGAAGUUGCUAGGAAGACAUUUGAGAUUUCCUGAACCUUCUCAACAUGGCACGAGCAGUUCAACUGAGAAGAGCUGCAACUGAUUUAGUUAGCUGGCAUCAAGAUCAGGCAGUCAACACCACAAUAUAUAUUCUGAGAGAAUUGGGUCCAGUUGGUUUUCUUCUUAAAGAAGAAGGUAUAUCUAAAUAUUUUAAAGUGAAUAUAGGAAACAUUCACACCUGCAACUGUUCCACGUUUCUCAAAGAGAAGGACCUCUGCAAGCACAUCUGCUGGAUUUUGUUAAAGAAGUUUAAACUACCACGUGGUCAUGAAUAUGCUUUCCAACUUGGCCUUGUGGACCGAGAAAUCGAAAUAUUGUUGAACAGUCUUCAUACAGAACAGGCACCACAGUCACUCCCUAACAAAUAUAAGAAAAAGCAAAAGGAUGAAGAAAUAGUUGGUGCUGUAUGUCAGAAGGAAAUUGAUCCAGAAGAUGUCUGUCCCAUUUGUCAGGAAGAGCUAUUGAAAAAGAAACAACCUGUAACAUAUUGCAGGUAUAGCUGUGGAAACAAUGUCCAUAUCAAAUGCAUGAAAAUUUGGGCAGAACAUCAGGUAAAGACUGAGAGUGAAACCAUUGCCAAAUGUCCUCUCUGCAGAAAGGAGUUUGCACCACUUUCUCUCUUGCAAGAAGAAUUUAGAAACUCCACAAAACUUCUGGCUGCAGAAAGAGAAAGACUUGACAAACACCUUGGUAUUCCAUGCAACAACUGCCAGGUUUGUCCAAUUCAGGGCAAAUGUUACAGGUGUUUAAGAUGUCCUGAUUUUCACCUUUGUCAGGAGUGUUUUCCACGCCUGAACCAUCCUAAGCAUGAGUUCACUUAUCGAGAGAAGAGAAAUCAGCGUUGGAAACCAGUACAACAGGUUUCUGGCAUGCCUUUGCCAUUAGCAGUUAUCAAUGAUCUAAUGAACAGAGAAAUAGUUUCCAAUGACUAUGAUCUCCUUCUGCAAUUGGACAGAAAUAGAUCCAACACUGUACCAGGCCACAUAGUGCUGACUUUACCCUUGUUAAUAGUGAAAGAGCAAAGCAAACUCCUUGUGCCUGGUCAGCAGUGCAGAGUCUGUCUAAAAGCAUUCCAAUUAAGGCAGCAAGUUCGAUGGCUGCCUUGUCAUCACAAAUUUCACAAAGACUGCAUUGACCAUUGGCUAUUGCAUGAAUCUAAUUCAUGUCCAAUUGAUGGACACGCAGUCUAUAAUCCAUUAACCUGGGAUGAAGGAUCAAGCAGAUGCAAAAAGAGAGAGGCAUUCACCAAUUCUGAGCAUUCCAGCUCUAAUAUUCAACCGGAUAAACCUCAGUUUGCUAUUCCAGUGAUUGGUUACCAUUCAUCACUGAGAAAAAGCAGCAAUCAAACCUAUGGUCAGCUAAAUCAAAACCAACGUCAAAGAGGAUAUGGAGAUCAAAAUUCUAUAAACAUCACAAAGGAUUUUGCUGUAAAUGGAUUAAAUUACUUCCGUUUGAAUGAAAUAAAAAAUGAAACAAGCAUAGAUCAAGGUCAUAAUAUACAACAUUCAAUACCUGGAGGAAUGUUUGAAGAACAUGUCCCAGGUCUUUUACCUGAUACAAGAGGUAAAAAUAAUUCUGCAGCUGUUCAAGUUGAAGCAAAGGACUCUAAAGAUAGUCAAAUAAAGAAAAGAAAUAUUGUCAUUAGCAAGACUCAUAGCGCUGGUUUAAGUGGUACAUCGAUAUUGCAGUCCAUGCACAACAGCAAAUCUAACUCAACAGAAUUAUCACCGCAACAGAUCUUACAGGUGGAGCUUUGUCCACAUGACAGUAGUUCCAUACAGAGAACUCAAAGCAGUGGGCUUAAAGGUGAAAUCAGAAAACAAGUUGGACUCCUUUCAAGAAAAGUCAGAUGUGCAUCCAUGAGUUCAGCCACCGAAUGUGUGAGUCUUGCUAUGGAAGGAGUCGCAGUGAACACCAGAUUAUAAAGCCAUUCAAUUAUUGUAGCAUAUUGUCUAGCAAGAAGUUUAAAAUUAUUAAUACAGCUGUUACUUGAAAUUUGUAAAACCUGUUUUCUAGUAACAUUUUAAAAAUUGUGGACAAAAUCACAAAGUUUUUGGAAAUCCACAAUUCAUGCAUGACUCUCUAAGAAAGCAGAAACUCAAAGUUAUCCCACAGAAAUUUCAAAAAUGAGAGCCUUUACCUAUAUUGCAAAAUCUAAUUAACCAAGAAUAACAAAAAGGUAGCAUCAAAAUAGAGUAGCAUAUCACUUGACUUGAGCGUUUUAAUAAAUGAGUCAAUGUCUCUACCAGGUUUUAUAGUCUAUAUUUUUUGUGCAGAAUACUACUCCUAAUUACGUGUGGGAAUAUUUUAGUUUAUAGUGUUUCUUGAUCAUUCAUUUUAUUUUGAAUCGGGUGAAGAUGUGUAGCCCAUUAUAGUUUUUUUUCAUUUGAUUAGUGUUAUUCCAAGAAAUAAAGUGCAGUUAGUACGACAGAAUUUAGUAUUUAAAAAAUCAACUCUUGCAUUUUUGUCAGAUACUGCAGGCUAUCCUAAAACAACAACUCUGUCACACUUUAGACUAGUUAAUAAUGGGCAUGUUAAAUAUUAUGAGAUAAUAUAUUUGAUACUAAAUAAUACAUAGUAUAGAAAAUUAUAUUUGACAGCAUUUACUAAACAUAACAGCAAUGUUAUGAAAUUGUUACUUCCAGUUAAUGGUGGUAAUAUGCUGUAAAUUAAUAAUCCAGAAAAUAAUGAAUAUGCAGUUAUUGUUGUGUAAAAGAAUAGCUCAAAGAAGAUUAUUAUCAUCUGAAUCAUUUUAUUAAAUUGACCUACUUAUUUGAAAGAAGCAACAAAAAAUCCAACAACUCCUCUGACUAAUAUCAAGUCCGAUAUUACUUGAAAAGAGACCAAGGAAGGGUAAUCCAGUUCACCUGCUUGGAAUAUGGAAAAAAGUUGACUUAACUUUAAUUAUGAUUAAAAGAGAUUGUUAACUACAUAUCCUGACUUUUUUAUUUUAAAGAGUUUAUUGUGUUUCGUAACUUUUUAGCAACAUCAUAAACUCAUUAGUUUAUAAAAUAAAAAUACAUUUGUUUUAUUUCAUCUGCUGUCAACUUAAUUAAAUACACAUUCUCCUCUAUCUUUAAUGCUGUUGUUCCCAGUAAACAUUAACUGCAUCCACCUUGACUGUUCCACACUAACAUGGCCCAUUCACACUUAACUGUUAACACAAAAACAUUUGUAGUCAAUCCUCUCAUGAGUUGACAUUUUAAUUGAUUUUCUCUCUUUGGGUACUAUAUCAGUCCAGUCCAAAACCAGUGAUAGCAAUCGAGAAAUUAUCCUCAAACUUUGAAGUUCUUAAAUGUACCCUCACAAAAAUAUGCCCAUCUUUUCCACGAGGCUAUGUCUAAAUUUCUGUAAUCAGUUAAAAAUCGGGACCUUGGGUUCAUGUCACAUUACAGGUGAUCACCAUUGCACUACAUACACACACAGAUAUUCCUAC